Molecule: messenger RNA, 2626 nt
Organism: Vespa velutina
Lineage: Eukaryota; Metazoa; Arthropoda; Insecta; Hymenoptera; Vespidae
Product: monocarboxylate transporter 14
Exons: 9
Coding region: 968-2413 (481 amino acids)
Biological process (GO): transmembrane transport; monocarboxylic acid transport
Molecular function (GO): monocarboxylic acid transmembrane transporter activity
Source: RefSeq, a predicted model, not a curated record
ACGGCACAUUAGAAAUAGUCGGACAGACGAUAAAUGUUAUCAAGUCUUACUGUCGGUCGCAGAGAGAGCAGAUGAAGUCAUUCUGCUCACAGGAUAACUCGUGAUCCUUAUUGCGAAACAAGAAUCAACGUUUUCAUGUAUAAUGUACAUAUAAUGUAAAUAUUUGUCGUUCGAAAUACAAGUGCAUUGGUUCAUGAAUAAUUAUGUACGUGAAAUAAAAAAAUAUUUUACACGUUGAAUCGAUAUUAUUAAUUAUAUGAUAAUAACCGUUCGUGUUGAUAACAGUGAAUUUGUAAUAACAAUUGGGAUAUCAUAAUAAAAAUUAUUUGAAUGAAUUUUAUAAGAUGUUCCACGUUGUCAGAAAAUUUAACCUUUCUUAAUAAUGUGAUUUCCUGAUGGCGAUAAAUAAUAAUCUCAGUUUUAUCGAUUAAAUAAAGAAAAAUACAGUGAUUAUCACAAUAAUCGGAGAUACCUUCUUUACGAAUGAUAAUCGACUUAAUGAAUCAUGUCGUUUCAAGAGAUUUUUUCAAAUGGAACAUCUACGGUCCUUUGGAUUGCUUAUGUAUGAAUUUGGAUUGGUUAUGUUUUAACGAAUUAUCUUUAACUUCGACUGAUACAUAUUAAAACAGAGAUAAAGACGAUAAGUCAAGCGAAGUAACGAGCAAAUAAGUGGAUGAAUGGACGAACGAAGUUAUGGCUUAAAUGGUAUGUGUUAACCGGAUGUUAACAAAGAAAAUAUCGAUAAAAGAAGUGAGAGAAAAUCGAUAGAUUAACUAUAUCGAGCAAUCAGUGAUUGUUGAAUAAAGUGAUAGUUAUCAAUAGUGACUGUUUCGGUUGAUUAUGUGAUCAAAAGCAGAAACCUUCUGUCACACAGAAUUUUCAAUCGUAACACAUGCCAAGUCGAUUUCAGUUUAAUUCGUAAUCACGAUCGAACGUGCGCGUUUCAAAAAUUCUCUCAUCGUUAAAAAUGAAGAACUCACAUGACGAUACAAGAAAGAAGGCACCAGAUGGUGGUUGGGGCUGGUUCGUUUGCCUAGGUAGUAGUUUAAUCUCGCUCUCCUUGAGGUCGUUGGAUCCAUCUUUUGGUCUUCUCUUCCAAGAUCUUUUGGAAGAUCUUCAUAUCGAAUCUACUGGAACAUCAGUGAUAAUGAGCGUACUUGACGCCAUCGUCAAUUUUUCAGGUCUUUUUGUUGGACCAUUGUUGAAGAAAUAUUCUUACAGAAAGGUCGCAUUCUUUGGCUCACUUCUGAGUUGCACAGCUCUUAUGUUGACAUCCAGGGCGGACAGCAUGUUUUAUUUGAUAUGUACUUAUAGUAUUUUAGGAGGCUUUGGUACAGGAAUUGCGACCGCGUCCGCCUUCGUAGCCUUGAACACUUUCUUCGACAAGAAACGCGGACAAGCAGUGGGCUUCUCAAUGGCUGGAACAACCUUGGCAAUGAUGUUGGUACCGCAGCUCGUUCAUAUACUUCUAAGAUUGUACGGAUUUCGUGGAACAAUGUUGAUUAUAAGUGCAUGGGCACUUCAUUCGGUAGUAGGUGCCUGUCUUUUGAGGUCUUUGGAAAGUAGAAAAGAAAUCUCAAUUCCUAAAAAAAUCAUUGAGCCAAAGGAGAAGGAUGCUUUGCUGCAAAAUUAUUCAAUGUCUCUGCGUAAAGUGACGAAUGACACGGGUCGUGAUACGGACGGCAGAAAGAAAAAUGAAACGAAGAACGAUUCAAAAAUCAUCGAGGUCGAAGACGAUGAGAAUGACAAAAAAACAACGUGCUUUGGCAAAAUAAAGAAAACCUUCGAUUUGGAUCUUCUCAAAGAUACGGUCUAUCUGAACGUAAUUAUAGGUACUAGCCUUUAUUACGUGGCAGAAUCAAAUUUCAAGUUGAUGACUCCAUUUUUCCUCUCGAGCAUCGGAAUGACCAAGGCGGAAGUCGCUUUUUGUUUAUCCCUCACUGCCUUUACGGACAUCCUCGCACGUCUGACGUUACCAACGAUCUUCGAUAAGUUUGGCUUGAAGAAGAGAUCGAUAUUUUGGAUUUGUUCGAUCAUGGUUGGUUGUGGACGUUCCGUAUUGGCCGAGCGAACGAAAGGAACAACCUUAAUAGUGAUAUUCAUAAUAAUAGGAUUUUUACGUGGAGCUACUUUGGUCAAUUUAAACCUCAGUAUCUCUGAAUGUUGCUCCUUGAAGAGACUCCCUAGUGCUUUUGGAAUAUUUAUGGUUUCGAAGGGUAUAUUCGUUGUUGCUAUGAGUCCACUUAUCGGAUACAUACGAGACUACACGCAGAGCUAUAGAGUAUGCAUUCACGUAAUGACAAGCCUGAUCAUUUUGACUUUUGUCUCGUGGACCGUCGAGUUCUCAUAUUUCGGCCGACGUAAAAGGAAAUGCGACUUGAUUGAAGAAACACAUAAGAGUACAAGAGAAUAACGAGUUGUUCUUUUCUUUUUAACGAGAGCAAAGUAUUUAUACGACCGCUCAUUCAGAUUUAAAAGAUCCAUCUUGGAAAAUAGGAUGAUCAAUCUUGUACAGUAAUUCAAGUAUUAUUACCGAGUUCCAAUUUGCGAUAUAUAAUACUUUUAAUUAUAUGUUACUGACUAUUAUUUUUACUUUAUUAAACGAUAAAAAUGCACUUAAACCUGA